CUACUAGGUACAUUCAUAUACCACAAUUACGUCCAAGCACUUGACUCUAUCCGGACAAAUGAAGACUUCCUCCAUCAAUUUCCCAUGUCGCCUGAUGAUUUUGAGGCUGAUUUAUCAGAUGAGUGUCUCUACCUUCAAACUGCAGCAAGUAAGUGCAAAGAGGAUUCAGUCGAGAUUGACUAUGUAAAGGUACUACUUGAAUUGGAGGAUGCUGAGUAUGUAUUGUGUUCAUGUCUUGCAGACUCGCUAACAAUUUCAUAG
Messenger RNA from Suillus subalutaceus, 261 nucleotides. RefSeq lists its product as uncharacterized. The record is from RefSeq and is a predicted model, not a curated record. The annotation marks the transcript as partial. The transcript has a single exon. NCBI's taxonomy places the organism in Eukaryota, Fungi, Basidiomycota, Agaricomycetes, Boletales, Suillaceae.